Messenger RNA from Anopheles coustani, 8096 nucleotides. It is a transcript of the gene BRWD3, whose product is annotated as bromodomain and WD repeat-containing protein 3. The transcript is spliced from 12 exons. NCBI's taxonomy places the organism in Eukaryota, Metazoa, Arthropoda, Insecta, Diptera, Culicidae. Gene Ontology annotation, biological process: regulation of transcription by RNA polymerase II; cytoskeleton organization; regulation of cell shape. Gene Ontology annotation, cellular component: nucleus. Gene Ontology annotation, molecular function: protein binding. Bases 372 to 8021 code for a protein of 2549 amino acids. The record is from RefSeq and is a predicted model, not a curated record.
UCUACAUAUUGUACUACAAUUUGCUUUUGUGGCAUCUACCGUACAUCGUUGAACGUAGCAAUAGUGGUUUUCUGUUGGUUACGUGCCGGAAAACAACGUGAAUAAACGUUUGGAAACUUGCAUAUACCUUCUUUCCUCAUACGCGAAGGAAUCGAUGAGUUGAAGAAGUGUGCGUGUGUGUGUGCGCGUUUGUGUGUAUGCGUGCUCGACUCGGGCAAGAAUGUGUGAGUGUAUAUUACCGUUCGCGAACAACGAGAUCCGUUCUUCGAGUUCAGAAGUUAAGUAAUGGCGGAUGUGUUCCGCAGUUGGUUCCCGAAAAAUGCACUUUUCUACUAGCUUUGACUGACUGUGGUGAAUAAAAGUGUGCGAAAAUGGAAAACCGAAGCUUAAUGCAAGAAAACAGCCUAGUACCAGAACUUUACUUCCUCAUCUCCAAAUUCCUGGCCAAUGGACCACUGCGGGAAACGGCUAAGGUUUUGGUGCAAGAGUUGGAGCAGCUAGACAUAUUACCACGCCGACUCGAUUGGACUGGACAGGAGCAUCGGCAGUCGCUGGAGGAGUUGGAGCGAAAAUAUCCUCACAUUGGACCGCAACACUUGCUGGAAGUAUGUACGCGCAUCGGACCACUGCUGGACAAAGAGUUACCGCCUGCCGUCUCCGGUGUGCUCUCGGCGCUCGGUGCAGGCCGGCAGAGUCUGCUGCGUACGAAGGAAAGCGUUUCCUGCCCACGCCAGCUGGUCGACUACUAUACGCGCCUUCACGAUCGUCCCCUCAGCGAUGUGCUCAACCGGAAUAACACCCACAACCUGGUGAAGGUGCUGUAUGGGCGGGAGAGUGCGGGUCCGCUGACGCGUCGCCAAGCGGUGCCCACGAAUUUCUACACCAAGCAAACGCUGCAACGCCGCACGCUUGGCCACCUGUCCGCCGUCUACUGCGUGCUGUUCGAUCGCACCGGAAAGUACAUCAUCACCGGGGCGGAUGAUUUCCUCGUCAAGCUGUGGUCCGCCAUCGAUGGGCGGCUGCUGGCCACGUUCCGCGGCGCAUCGGCCGAAAUCACCGACAUCGCUAUCAAUCUCGACAACACGAUGCUGGCGGCCGGCUCACUCGAUCGCAUACUGCGCGUGUGGGAUCUGCAAUACGGUGGCCCGAUUGCGGUGUUGUCCGGGCACACCGGCAUGAUAACGUCGGUGAACUUUUGCCCAUCGCCCAAAACCGACCUGCGCUACCUGGUUACGACGAGCACGGACGGGUCGGUGGCGUUUUGGGAGUACAGUACGCGCGCCGGCAAGACGACAUUCUGCUCGAAGCCAACCUCGUACCACGAGAAGCUGCGGCCGGGCCAGGCACAGAUGAUUUGUGGAUCGUUCUCACCCGGUGGCAUCUUUCUGGCGGCCGGGUCGGCCGAUCAUCACGUGCGCGUGUACCUGAUGUCGGAGGACGGGCCGAAGCGUAUCCUCGAGACGGAAUCGCACGCUGACACGGUCGACUCGAUCCAGUGGGCCCACGCCGGGCUGCGGUUCAUCUCGGGUAGCAAGGACGGGACGGCACUGGUGUGGCACUUUGAGUCGCAGCAGUGGAAAUCGAUCCGGCUGGCCAUGGGUGACCGGCUACCGACCUGCCCACCGCCCAACCCGGACGAUAACAUCAAGCUCAAGGUGACGAUGGUCUCGUGGGACAACACGGACAACUGGGUCAUCACGGCCGUGAACGAUCACACGAUCAAGGUGUGGAACGCACACACGGGCAAGCUGCACCGCGUGCUGCGCGGUCACACGAACGAAAUCUACGUGCUGGAGUCGAACCAGAAGGACUCGGGCGUACUGCUGUCGGCAGGGCACGACGGUCACCUGUUCAUUUGGGACAUCGUGCAGGGCGUUUCGAUUGCCAGCUUUGUCAACCGCAUCGACGACCAUGGCGAUGGAGGCAUUUAUGACGCGAAAUGGUCGCCGGAUGGUACGAUGAUCGCUGCCACCGAUUCGCACGGACACAUCCUCAUGUUCGGGUACGGUUCGGGGCACGAGAAGCUGAAGCAGCUACCGCAGGAGCUGUUUUUCCACACCGACUAUCGUCCACUGAUCCGCGACUCGGCCCUCCACGUGAUGGACGAGCAGACGCAAACGAUGCCCCAUCUGAUGCCACCACCGUUCCUAGUCGAUAUCGACGGCAAUCCGUACCCGCCGGCGUUGCAACGGUUAGUGCCGGGUCGUGAAAAUUGUCCUACGGAUCAGUUGAUUCCGAAUAUAAGCGUUGGCAACGAAGGAGAACCGCAACAGCAGCAACAGCCGCAGCCACCACAACCGGUUCAGCAGCAGGCACAACCACAGCGUGUCCGGGGCGCGGAUGGAGCUUACUCGAACAUUGACCGAAUGAUCGAGGCGCUGGCAAAUAGACGCCAGGGGGGACCAGCAGACCCUGGCGACGAACAGCAACCAGAUUCGAACAACGAUCACGAUCGUCCUCAAUGGAACGGUGCGCCCGCUCGGCCUAAUAAUGCUGCCCAGGCAGGGGCCGUCGCUGGUCCUGCUGCUGCUGCUGCUGCUGGAGGAGGAGGCCCUCGUAACGCACCGGGCGUGCAGCAGCAGCAACGGUUUGGUUCGGCGGCAGGUAACUGGCACCGUACCGAGGAAGGUUUCAAGUUCCACCGGCGCCAGUACGUUCGUCCGAUGAGUCACUCAAGUAUGGUGAAUCUGAAGCAGCGCGUGUAUGCCGCCGGGCUGCAGGAGCAGGAAGUGUACCGGCGGGAAAUGUGUCGCCGACCGGUCAUGAUCAACACUGCCAACAACGGAGGAAUUGGUGGAAGACAAUCGCUGAGCGGUGCAAACAGAAGGGCCGGUGGUGGGGCACGUGCGGGAGGCGGUAGUAGAACUGUAAGACGUGCCAACGGUGGCGGUGGUGCGAAUGCAGCAGGUCGGCCGCCUCCAGCGUACCGCACUCGGGCUGUACGGGAGCACGAACCAGCGCAUGAUGCGGAAGACGAUCCCGCCGAGGACGACCACAACGACGACGAUUCGUCAUCGUCCGAGUCGAGCAACAGCGACUAUUCCACUGCCAUCGAGGAGAAGCUCGACCUGUCCGGAAGCAGCUCGAGCGACACGCAAAGCUCGGACUACUCGGACUGGGUUUCGCACGAGCCGGGACGAAACCUGGAGCCACCGAAGCGAUCGAAGCGAAAGCACGUGCAGCGGCGCGCAUACUCUCCACCCGAUCCGGACCAACCCGGUCCGAGUAAUGCGGCCCAGCCGGGAACUAGCGGUCUGAAUGGCACCGGAGCAGCCAGCAGUAGUAGACGCCGGUCGACGAAGGUACGCAAGAUUCCGCUGACGCGCGAUGGCGAAAUACCGGAGCAGUUCCGACCACCCGAGUGGCUCUCGGAGGUCAUCCCCCGGAAGGCCCCGUACUACCCGCAGAUGGGCGACGAGGUGGUAUACUUCCGGCAGGGCCACCAGCGCUACCUGGAGGCGGUGCGGGCCAAGUCCGUGUACAAUCUCGGCAACCGGUGCGAACCGUGGGCCACGAUGGAGAUCGAAGCGCACGAGCGGUGCAAGGUGAUCGGCAUCAAGUACGAGAUCCGGCCGCCCCGCCUGUGCUGUCUCAAGCUGGCCAUCAUCAGUGAGGAGGGCGAGCUGACGGGGCGCUCGUUUGCCAUCAAGUACCACGACAUGCCGGACGUGCUGGACUUCCUGGUGCUGAAGCAAACGUUCGACACGUCGGUCGGGCGCAACUGGGGCCCGGGCGAUCGCUUCCGGUGCAUGAUCGAGGACGUGUGGUGGACGGGUCAGAUCGAAUCUCACAACCAGCUGUCGGCCGACUUCCCCGACUCGCUGUUCAUGUGCUUUCGCGUGCGCUGGGACAACGGCGAGUACGAGCUGAUGAGUCCGUGGGAUCUCGAGCCGAUCGACGAAGCGCGCCAGCCGGACGAGGUGGGCGGUGCCUUUCCGGUGCUGCCCGAGGAGCUGCAGGCCACGCUCUAUCAGCCGAAACCGGAGGAGUGGCCGCGGGGCGAUCGGGACGCUUCCUGCCGGCGCAUCAUCGCCGGACUGGAGCAGGUGAUGGGACUCGCCAUCGCCGACCUCUUUCUGGCCCCGGUCGACCUGAACAUCUACCCGGAGUACGCCUUCGUCGUGGAGUAUCCGAUCGAUCUGAACACCAUCAAGUCGCGGUUCGAGAACCACUUCUACCGGCGCAUCACCUCCGCACAGUUUGACGUACGUUACCUCGCUACGAAUGCGGAAAAGUUCAACGUCUCGCACAGUACGAUCGUACGGAAUGCACGCAUCAUUACCGACCUGUGCUUGCGUAUUUUGAGUGAUCUCAAUGAAAUCGACGUACCGGCAGUUUACCAUCAGCUGGUCGACACUUACCUUUCGUCGGACUCGGAAACCGAACGGCACCGACCAGGAGGCCCAUCGACCAGUGGAACCGCUGGAGCUGGAGCUGGCCCAUCCGGGAGCGGUACUUCCAGCGGCCGACGUCCACCAGCCGGUUCGCGAAGAUCUCGUCGGUUAGUGCCGGAAGGCGAUUGGCGUGUGGACUGCCGAGAGUUGCUGGAGAUGAUCUGGCAGUGCGACGAUUCGGAACCGUUCCGGGAACCGGUCGAUACGAUCGAGCAUCCGGACUACCUGCAGAUCAUUGACGCACCGAUGGACCUGCGUACGAUCAAGGAGGAUCUGCUCGGUGGCAACUACGAGUCACCGUACGACUUCUGCAAGGACAUGAAGCUCAUUUUCCAGAACUCGCGCAGCUACAACACAAACAAGCGAUCGAGGAUAUACUCGAUGACCCUCCGGCUAAGCACUCUUUUCGAGGCACACAUUAAACCUAUCAUCUACAACUGGAAGCUGGCCCGAAGGCGAGGAAAGGCAAGCAGCAGACGAAGUGGAACCAAUGGCCUGGUCGCAUCUGCCGGCAGCAACGGAAUGGCUUCGUCUGCGUCCAAACGACGGCGUGACGAUCAUCGGCGUGACGGUGGUGGUGGUGGUCCCGGUCCGAGCAGCAGUCGACGGGCGGCGGCCGCGUUGAACAGUAGCUCCAGCAGUGGAAUGAACACAAGCCGUCAGGUCGACGAUGAUGAUGACGAUGAUGAAGACGACGACGAGGAUGAGGACGAACGGCGGCCGGCCAACAGUCGGACGGCGGGAAGCUCCAAGCGCACCCGCAACGGUGGCAUGGGGUCGACGCCGGUCCGGCGCGGUGGCCAAUCGAACGGUGUAUCGUCGUCGUCGUCAAGCCACCGAGACAACAACAAUGUGAUAGACCCGCUGGCCAUACCGGGUCCGAGUAGUAGCCGCAGUAGUCGCGGUGCUGCAGCAGCAGCCGCCGCCGCCGGAUCCGGUGGAAACGGUGGUGGUGGUGGUGGUGGCAGUGGGACGCCACGGAUGCUUACACGCCGCGGCCGUCGCUCGCAGGAUGAGGAGGACGAAGAGGACGAGGAGGAAGAGGAAGCGUCAGCAGCGAGCAGCGGUAGUUCGAGCGACGACAACUCAACGACCGACGAUUCCGACAGCGACGACGAUGAUGACGACGACGAUGACGACAGCACCGGGGUGCCGGUGUCGCACCGGGCGGACUACGAUUCGGGGGAAAUGUACGAUCCAUACAAGCGCCGCAGCAGCAAGGCACGGCCGAAGCAGAAGAAGAAGAAAAAGGUCCGCCGAAAAUCGCACGCCGUCAGCUCGACGACGAAGCGGAAGCGGCGCCCAGGAGUGGUCGGCGAUUCGCCCGCGACUGCGGCGGCGGCGGCCAGUGGUAGUAGCUCGCGACGAGCGGCGCCACCAUCGGUACGUUCCGUGCGGCAGGAUCUGUUCGGCAUCGCCCCAGGGCCAUCGACACAAGGUGGCGAGCAUAGCAGUUCCGCGAUCGCGGGAAGCUCACGAUCGUUGCGCAACGGUGGUGGUGGCGGUGGUGGUACGUCGGUGGUGGGUGAUAGUAAGCCAAAGACAGCGGCUGGGAGUAAGCGACCGCGAAGAAGUGUACGGAAUCGGAUGGAUACGAGCAACGACGAAGACGACGACGACGCUGAUGAUGACGCUGAGGGAGAUGCUGACCGCGAUGUGAAUGGAACGGAUGGGGAAGAGGAGGAUGAGGAUGAGCGGAGGCAGUAUCGUGGACCACCGGCGAAACGCAACCGUGGUCGGUACGAAUCGGAUCACAGCUACCACAAGGAGCGCCCGAAAACGGCUCGCAUCGUCUCCGACACGGACGCUGAAGAGGACGAACCGCCUCGCUCGACCCGUGGCAGUGUGAAGAAGGCGCAGGCGGAGUGGGGCAAGAGUGAGGACAGUCUCGAGGAGCCAAACAACAACGACGACGAUGACGACGACGACGAUGAUGAUGAGGAUGAUGAAAGUGGUCGAGGAGCAACGGCGCCGGACGCGAACGGUGGACCUAGUACGCGUCAAACGGCCGCAUCUUCAUCGUCCGCCGCCAAUAAUAACUCUUCGGCUUCACCUGCACCGCGUCGAAUGCGCGUCCGAAAGCUGGUGUCCGAUCUCGAGCAGAGUCCGGAGGAAACGAGCAACAUUAGCAAACGUGGCUCAACACAACGCGCUCAGCGAGCAGUUGCGGCACGGAAUCGUACAACCGCGACGACAGCAGCCAGCAGCAGUAGCACAUCUGCGGCCCGUAACAAUUGGUACGCCAGUGAAAGUGACAAUGAGGAAUCGACCGCCACCCAACCGCCGGUGGUGGCUUCGACAAGCAGUAGCUACUUAUCGUCACGCUCCUCAACGCGACGUUCGGUUGUGGAAACAACAUCGACGAAUGGUGCCGGUGGUCCGUCGACGGUGGUGGUACGUAAAACCGUGACCAGCACAACGACGGUGGCAAGUUCUUCGUCCAGUGGGCGAAGGAUGCUUCGGGGCGACAUCAACGUAGCGGCGGUGACCGCCGCUUCAAGCAGUACGCCUCCUCCGCACACGGUCGACCAUAACUACGGUGAGCCGGGUCCAUCGUCGUCGUCCACCUCGUCAGCCGCUGUGUUGGUCGUACCAGGUACCGGUGGGACGACAUCCUCCUCCUCCUCCACGGUUGCCCCCGCUGCCCUUGGAAGGACCCGAAACCGCAGCACGAUGCUAUCGCGCCACCAACGUAACGCGGACGAGCUCGAUCAAGGUGUGCCGUUGGCAGCGGUCCCCGAAUUAAACGACGAACAGCAGCAGCACGGUCGACGCGUCAACGAGCGUCGUGUUGCUGCCGUCGAAGAUGAAGAUGAUGGCAGCGAGGACGAUGAUCUCCCACUGCGCGCCCGAACUACUUCGUCCCGUGCUGCCGUGGGAGGUCCAUCGGCAAGACAACUGCGCUCCCGUACCGGUGGCACCAAGCGGAAGGCGCGCCUCUCUUCGUCCCACGAUGAAGAUGAGGCCGACGAUGAUCGGGGGGAAGAUGUUGAUGAUUCCGACGAUGACGACACACCGCUCGGUCACAUGAUGGCGGGCAGCUCCUCCACCACCUCCACGUCGAGAACGCGCACCGGAAGCCGCGCGCAAACGGCGGCAGCGACGGGGGCGGUAAGAGGAACUCCGAAAAAAUCCGGUGACACUGCGCCGCCACCAGGAUCGUCUUCGUCGUUCGGCACAAGACGUUCGUCGGCAUCGUCCGCGUUGGCCAACACGGCGCAUCGGACGCGGCGGAAAGAACGUUACACAUCGGACGAGGAUUAUGAGGUUCCCGGUACGUCGAGUGGAAGGUCAACGCGCAAGUUAAAGCGACCCCGGUACAACGAGGAAUCCGAAGACGACGAUGAUGAUGAAGACGUCGAUAGUCGUCGGCGCCGUGAGCGAGGCUCGAACAACCAUCGAACGCCGCUACGCCACAAUGCCGCCCGCCACCAGCCCUCACGCCGCUACAAUCAGGCGGAGGAAGAUGACGACGACGACGAGGAAGGGGACGACGAUAUUGCGCGCGUGCUCGCGAAUAUGCGGCAACGUUCGCGUCGCGCGGUGGGCGCGUCCACCGACCACGUCGGCAGCCAGCGGCAGCAAUCAUCAUCAUCAUCAUCGGCACGGUACCACCGACGAAACUGAGGUCAACCACACCGACGAUGGGGGCGGUAGCAGUCUCCGAGCGCAUCGGUCGAAUGGUCGUCUGCAGCGGACACA